This is a messenger RNA of Magallana angulata, 1570 nucleotides long. RefSeq names its product complement C1q tumor necrosis factor-related protein 2-like. The record is from RefSeq and is a predicted model, not a curated record. Bases 707 to 1462 code for a protein of 251 amino acids. Gene Ontology annotation, molecular function: protein binding. Lineage: Eukaryota; Metazoa; Mollusca; Bivalvia; Ostreida; Ostreidae. The transcript has 4 exons.
UAUCUGUGUUAGCUCCCACAGCAUGAAAAAUAUAUUUGCAACAUACCAAUAUUUCAGUUCAAUUUUGAUUGUUUACAUAUUGCUCUUCAAAUUUAAACAAAAAUUACAAAGAUUAAAUGUUGAUUUGAAAAAUUUGUUGUAUCAAAACAAAAUGACAGAAAAAACUCUUCAUUUAGAAUAAUGACCAUGAAACUCAAGCUUAAUGAGAAAACACAAAUCAUCUGAAACUUGAAUUCUCCCAAAACAGCAAACCAUUGGUUAACAAUCAUCAUUUUCAGAGUUUUGUACAUCAUUACAAUAUAUUAAUUUACUGGAAUCAAUAUAACCACCAAAAAGACCUCAACACAAUCAUCAAAUUUUAAUGGAAAUUCUGUGCAUCAAAGUCAAAAUAAAUGAUCUCAUUAUCUCGUUUUUGCAGAGUCUGGACUGGACAAAAAAAUGGUUUAGUGAAUCAAAUUACAUCAUCAGUGGUCCCUGCCAUUACCCAGGGUCCAGUUAGCCCAAUACAUCAGGGAGUCGGCACUCCACUCAACGCUGAACCAGAGAUAAAGCUAAGUGCAGACGUCGUCGCUAUGUUAUAGCCGUCAUCAAAUCUUAUCAUCACUCACAAAGGACAUUCAUUUGUGUGCUAAUUGGUUCUCCAAUACUAAGAUGGUGAGAAUUAAAGAGGCUUAUUAAAAGUCUACUUCUUAUAGACCAGCUAAUAAUGCCGGUAAUUCCAGUCCUAGUCCUUCUCUGUCUCCCAGCACUGAGUGCCAGGCCGGGAAAUAUGAAAGACGACUACUGCUCCGGCCCCCCAGGGAUUCCUGGAACCCCUGGGGUGCCUGGUCAUAAUGGGGCCAAUGGAAUUCAAGGAGAGAGAGGCCCAAAGGGGGAGAGAGGGGACCCCGGUCACCCUGGGAUCCAAGGUGUGCAGGGCUUAAUGGGACCACCAGGUGGCUCAGGUGAAAGAGGAAGAAGAGGUAAAAAAGGUUACACUGGAGAAAAAGGACAGAAAGGAGAACUGGGGCGGAUUGGGGUCGAAGGAAGACUAGGACCCAAAGGUCAGAAAGGUGAGCCUGCAGUUCUGCCCCCUUCCAUUGCAUUUUCGGCCAGUAGAAGCUCUCCCCUGGGUCCUGUGCGGGAGGAGACCAUCAUUACCUACGACCAGGUGUUCCUUAACCUGGGCGACUCGUUCGACAUCUUCUCCUCCCACUUUGUGUGUAAGGUCAAUGGAACCUAUCUGUUCACAGCCCACAUACUGGGCACACAGAACAACGAUGCCUACGCCUGGAUCAUGUUUAAUGGUCAGCCCAUGGUGCCCAUGCACGGGGAUCACCAAGCAGGGUAUGGGACAGGGAGUAACACACUGAUUUACCACUUGGUCCGAGAUGACCAUGUGUGGGUACAGCUGAUGAAGAACUCCUCCCUACUUAAUGACUACUCAACCUUUUCAGGUUAUCUAAUAUACAAAGAUGUUUGAUGUUACAACUGUUAAUUUACAUAUUUGUUUAAUGUGUGUAUAUUCUCUUUUUAUGGUGAGUUUGUAAGCAUGUUUGAGAGAAAGAUGUGCAGAGAGAUAGAGUUAGAG